AUGUUUAGACUUGCUUCACCUUCUAAUUUCAUUAAGAAAUUCGAUACUUUGCGUUUUACGAAACAAGCCAUCCAGUCCCAGUCUAAGAGAUUUGUCUCUUACAACAAGGCCAAUUCUAACUACACAAAUUUCGCAAGAGUUAGAACAGCAACCAGAGAAACUCCAAACAUGGCUUUGACUUUCUUGGGUGUCCUUGGUGUUUCUUCCCUAUAUCUUGCAGCCCAUAAGCCAAUUCUGAAUGAGACGGGCUUUGCUAAUGGACCUGUUUUGAUUGAUACCAAGAAGGGUGCAGUUAAUCUCGACCAAGAAAUAAAGCAAUCACAGUACGAUGGUGCCUUUGAUGGUAAAUUGAACUACCGUCAAGUAGCUAUUGGUUCUAUUGCAGGUUUAGUCCUUGGUUAUGCACUUUCGAGAUUAAGCUCCAUUUUAUUUGUUGUAUCAAUUGGUUUGUACUGCCUCAAUGUUUAUCUUCGUAGACAAGGAAUCGUGGCGGUCGAUACAAAGAAAGUUUUCAAAGGAGCGGUAGACAGCGUCUCAUGGGAUGAGCUGGUUUUUGAAAAGGCCAGCUUUAGUGUCCCAUUUGUCUUGAGUUUCUUUACUGCUGCUUCCUUAUAA
This is a messenger RNA of Pichia kudriavzevii, 615 nucleotides long. RefSeq lists its product as uncharacterized. The transcript has a single exon. Lineage: Eukaryota; Fungi; Ascomycota; Pichiomycetes; Pichiales; Pichiaceae. The record is from RefSeq and is a predicted model, not a curated record. The coding region runs from base 1 to 615 and encodes 204 amino acids.